CUGGUACCUUUAUAAACAGAGAACCCUCUGUUAGCCUCUUCUAACAAUUUUUAUUACACAAACAAACAGAGGACCACUGUCGUAAUGUUAGCGCCGCCAGUAGCCGCCGCGUCCUCUGACAUCAAUUCGCCUUGUCUCUCGGCAUUCGAACGACCAAUGGAGAAAGCCCUUGUCUCCGAAUCAACUCUGAGUCAUCUUUUCCCCAACGAGUUCCCUUACGAGUUCGCUCUCACCUCCCCAGAGGACGUAACGGAGACGGAAGACGAAGAUGACUUCCUUGCCGGGUUGACUCGCAGACUCGCCCUCCCUUCCCCUCCUCCCAUCGACGAGGCUAAGGUGAAUUCGACUGAGUCAACUCGGAGUGGAAACAAGAGUCCCAACGGUCCGUUCUCGCAAGCCCUUUCACCGCCGGAAACUCCGUGCCGUAAAGACGACUCUGUGAAAGUUGUAUCUGCUGCAGCUGGAGAAGUCCCCAAGAUCAAAGUUGAUGCAAAACCCAACAGACGCCCACCAUUUCCUCAAAACGCGGCGUUUUACAACUACCAUUACUACUACUACUACUGGCUAAGGCAGACGCAACCCGCUCUGUCCACGUAUCACUAUCCCGUUGGAGGCGUUUUCGCCGCUCCAACCGCCGUUGCUGGUACCGGCGUUUUCACCGCUCCAACCGCGGUUGCUGGUACCGGCGUUUUAACCGCUCCAACCGCCGUUAAACAGCCGUCUGUUGGCACGGGUUUUUUCCUUCCCCGGAAUUGCACAAACCCUUCUGGUUCCCGUAAGAAAGCAGGUAAGUGUGUUAAGUUGCCGACAAAGGUUGUUCAGACAGAACAUCCUAAAACUGAAAAACUCUCUGGUGGGAUUCAAUCACGUUCGCAAGCUCAUCUUUCUGCAGGAUGUAGCAAACUCGACCGUGGUACCAAGUCUGCGGUAACUGGUGGCUGUCCCAAGGAAGAAAGUAAUCUUCCACAAGAAUGGGUGUACUGAUUUUAAAAAUAAUCAGGUUCUGUAAUGGUUUAGAUUUAUUGUGAGAUAGAUGGUUACUGGUUAUAGUAAAGAAUAAUUGUGUGGGGGAUUUAUUGGUUAUUGCUUAAUUUAUUUUUUUAAAUUAGGAUGAUAACAGAACUAGGUUUUAAUAAGACCAUUUUUUGGUGGUCUUUGGAGGAAUUUUCAGCUGCUCUUCCUUGGGUUAAGGUUGUCUUUGUAGUUGUAGUUGCGGCGCAACAGAAUAGAUGAUGAGUUGAGAGUACUUCAGGGUGUUUUCUGCUCCUUUUGGAAUCUAUGGGUUUGCAAUAAAGUAUUUAUAAUAUU
Messenger RNA from Brassica napus (rape), 1308 nucleotides. RefSeq lists its product as uncharacterized. The transcript is spliced from 3 exons. The record is from RefSeq and is a predicted model, not a curated record. NCBI's taxonomy places the organism in Eukaryota, Viridiplantae, Streptophyta, Magnoliopsida, Brassicales, Brassicaceae. Bases 85 to 984 code for a protein of 299 amino acids.